ACACACACACACACAGAGAGAGAGAGAGAGAGAGAGAGAGAGAGAGAGAGAGAGAGAGAGAGAGAGAGAGAGAGAGAGAGAGAGAGAGAGAGAGAGAGAGAGAGAGAGACGAUGGAUCGGAGGAGGAUCAGGGUGCUCCUGGUGGAGGACGAGGAGAUCCACAGGGUUCUGGCAAGAGCGGUGCUGAGGGCGGCCGGCGUGGAGGCGGAUGAGGCGGAGAACGGCGCCGAGGCGGUGCGGCGCGUGCGGGAGCGCGUCGGGGGCGGCGGCGCGUACGAUCUCAUCCUCACGGACAAGCAGAUGCCGGUCAUGGACGGCCACGAGGCGACGAGGCAGAUCCGGGCGAUGGGGGUGACCACGCCCAUCGUCGCCGUGUCCAGCGACAGCCUCCCGUCGGACGUCCAGGCCUUCACCGCCGCCGGCGCCGACGACUUCACGCCCAAGCCCCUGACGAAGGAGAAGGUGGGCCACAUUCUCUCCAAGUUCGGGCUUGCGUAGCGGCCAUUAACUAGUACGGUACUUAGCUUGGUUCAGGACGCGAACAUGCUUGAUUCCUGCAGAUGACGAGGCACAGGUGCCCUUUCGACGACAGAACAUGAGGUGCCACACUACCUCCCCUGCUUCCCGUACGUAGAUGGAUUAGUGCUAG
Molecule: messenger RNA, 649 nt
Organism: Triticum aestivum (bread wheat)
Lineage: Eukaryota; Viridiplantae; Streptophyta; Magnoliopsida; Poales; Poaceae
Product: two-component response regulator ORR41
Exons: 4
Coding region: 112-498 (128 amino acids)
Biological process (GO): phosphorelay signal transduction system
Source: RefSeq, a predicted model, not a curated record